UAUUCUGACGUCUUCUCCUUCAAAAGCUGCUGUCACGAGCUCCAUGCUUCAGGCCAAAUUCGUUAGGUAGCAUCCUACACGUGCUCUCUCUUUUCUCCUCUCCUUCUCUCUCGACCCUCUCUUUCUCUCUCUCUCUCUUUCAGUACAUCGCAACCCAAUCACCCCAACUCUGAUCUCCAUCCUCUCUCUCUCUUCAUCUACUUUGCUACUAUUUCUCUCUCAUACCGUUUUCUCGGGUUGUGAAGAGUGUAAUCCCCAUUGCACCCCGUCGCAAAGAAAGAUGGAGAAUUCCUGGGAUUCAUGGUUGGACCAAGCGUUGCAGAAGCUGUACUCAACAAAGCUUAUCAGAACUCUGAGACCCAUUUUCAUGGCUCCCCCUUCAAAUGGUUAUUUAGGAAAUGCCGAUAAAGUUUUGGGGAAUUCGAUGUCAGAAGAGCAUUUCGAGACGUUUGAUGGAAUUCAGCCAUGGGAUAGAGAAGCAGUGGAAGUCGAAAUCACCGAAUCAACGUUUCAGAAAUGGAUGAAUGAGUUUUCAAUCUCAGGGCAUGAGGCGUUUGAUGUGGAAACACAUUUGGAUAACAAAGAAGGAGUUUCACCUCGAGAUGUUAGAAAGCUCAUUCUCUUCUCAGGGAAUGAUUACUUGGGAUUGAGUUCUCACCCAAUGGUUAGAAAGGCUGCUGCUAAGGCUGCUCAAGAUCAUGGGAUGGGUCCAAGAGGUUCGGCUUUAAUAUGUGGUUAUACACAUUAUCAUAGAGUGCUGGAAUCAUCUUUGGCAAGUUUGAAAAAGAAAGAGGAUUGCCUCCUUUGCCCGACAGGGUUUUCAGCCAACAUGGCUGUGAUGGCAUCGGUAGGAAACAUUGCUUCUCUUUUAUCUGUUGGUAGGAAACCCUCAAAGAGAGAGAAAGUAGCAAUUUUUUCUGAUGCUCUAAAUCAUGCAUCACUCAUAGAUGGAAUUCGACUUGUUGAGCGACAUCAAGAAGCAGUGGCCUUUGUGUAUAGGCAUUGUGACAUGAUCCAUCUCGAUGGUCUACUCUCCAGUUGCGAAAUGGAGAAGAAAGUGGUUGUGUCUGAUAGCUUAUUUAGCAUGGAUGGAGAUUUUGCACCUAUAGCUGAACUUGUGGAGCUUCGCCAGAAGCAUAACUUUCUCCUUGUUAUUGAUGAUGCUCAUGGAACACUGAUUUGUGGUGAGAAUGGAGGUGGAGUUGCAGAGCUGUGUGAGGCUGAAAAUUACAUCGAUAUUUGCAUUGGUACUUUGAGUAAGGCUGCAGGUUGCCAUGGUGGAUUUAUUGCUUGCAGCCAGAAAUGGAAACAGCUUAUACAAUCAAGGGGCCGGUCUUUUAUAUUUUCAACAGCUCUUCCAGUUCCUGUUGCUGCCGCUGCACAUGCUGCUAUUACUGUAGCGAGAAAGGAGAAAUGGCGACGAAAGGCUAUCUGGAGUAGAGUGAGAGAAUUCACUUCCUUGACUAACAUGCCAGUUUCGAGCCCCAUUAUUUCACUGAUUAUAGGAAAUGAAGAAUCGGCACUUCUAGCCAGCAGGCAUAUGCUGAAAUCUGGUUUUCAUAUUACUGCAAUUAGACCUCCCACUGUCCCUUCAAAUUCAUGCAGGUUGCGGGUGACAUUAAGUGCGGCGCAUACAUCGGAUGAUGUGAAGGCUCUCUGUAAUGCGCUUUUCAUGUGCGUUGAUUUUUCAUGCGCCAACAGCAUUACAAGUUCCAACUUAUUGAAUUUGAAUUACGUUGCACAUGAAGAAACUGAAGAUAGAGCAUUUCUCUCCCAGAAUGACAUGUUAAGAGCCAAGCUCUGAGAUGUCAACACCUCUCUCUCUCUCUCUUGCUAGUUGCGAAGCUGUGAGAUGUCAAUCUCUGUGUGUGUGUGUUUUGUUCGGAUGAUAUUUUUGGGAAAUCGAUUGAUCGGGCUUUUUUC
Molecule: messenger RNA, 1923 nt
Organism: Amborella trichopoda
Lineage: Eukaryota; Viridiplantae; Streptophyta; Magnoliopsida; Amborellales; Amborellaceae
Gene: BIOF
Product: biotin F
Biological process (GO): biotin biosynthetic process
Molecular function (GO): pyridoxal phosphate binding
Source: RefSeq, a predicted model, not a curated record